GCAGAUAACAUGGAAAAGGAACAGGUACCUCUUCCAGGAAUGGCAGCACCGCCAUACCCCGGUCCCCCCGUGGGCUUUAACCCGGCCAACCAACCUCAGCCUGGCGUCCAAAUUGUUGAACAGCAUGCUUUCCAUUACUUCGCACAACAACCUCAGGCUCAGGUCAUUCAGCCUGUAACCCAGACGGUGGUGGUGCAACAGCUGCCGACUGAUGUUUCAGGACAGAUGAUGUGUCCUCGCUGUCAAAUCCAUGUUGUCACUCAAGUCAGGUACAGAAAUGGUAUGCUCACCUGGUUGAUCUGUGGCACACUAGGAAUCUUACUGUUAUGGCCUUGCUGUUUGAUCCCAUUCAUUGUGGAUUCUUGCAAGGAUGUGGAACAUUCCUGCCCUGUCUGUAACAACGUCCUGCAUAUCUAUAAACGCAUGUGAAACAGCACUGCAGUGUAAACUCUGCUGAAGUAACAACAAAAGGUAGAGAAGUCCAGUAUGACUAAAUAAACAUCAGGAGCCAAUCAGAUGUCAUCAUGAACCCUGUGCUCACUUGUGGAACAUGCAUUACUCUGUACUGUACGUAUAUGUGAAGAUUACACAACAGCUCUGAUUUCUUUUCUUUUAUCUGUUGAUCUAAAAUGUGCAAUCAUGUUGUAAAUUGUAAAAUUGUGCAAAUUGUAUUUUUUCUAGACUUGAGUGACAUUGUCUUAAUUUAAUAUUGGCUUUCUCAGUGUUGAAUUUACGAUUUAACAUUUUCAUGACACACUGACAAAGUAAUAAUAGCAAUUAUAUAACUUCCAUAUGAUAAUCGUAAUCGUUAAGUGGGGAUGUUUAUUGAUUAAACUGAAAAAAGCCUUUUAUCACAGCAAUAACCAAACAAAUGCUUGUACUGUGAAAUGAUUAAAAUGAAUAAAUCCUUAAUG
Messenger RNA from Morone saxatilis (striped sea-bass), 914 nucleotides. RefSeq names its product lipopolysaccharide-induced tumor necrosis factor-alpha factor homolog. Lineage: Eukaryota; Metazoa; Chordata; Actinopteri; Moronidae. The transcript has 4 exons. Bases 10 to 429 code for a protein of 139 amino acids. The record is from RefSeq and is a predicted model, not a curated record. Gene Ontology annotation, molecular function: zinc ion binding.